Messenger RNA from Rhipicephalus sanguineus (brown dog tick), 651 nucleotides. RefSeq lists its product as uncharacterized. Bases 1 to 651 code for a protein of 216 amino acids. NCBI's taxonomy places the organism in Eukaryota, Metazoa, Arthropoda, Arachnida, Ixodida, Ixodidae. The record is from RefSeq and is a predicted model, not a curated record. The transcript has 3 exons. Gene Ontology annotation, molecular function: serine-type endopeptidase inhibitor activity.
AUGGCCGUCAAUCAAGGAAUGCCAGGAGCGAGCAACGGUCGUGUUGUGCCCAGAAUGUCCCCCGUCAUCCGCGUCCAUGCGUCCAACGCACAGUCGCUCCAUGAACAGUCUUUAAGCCUUCUGCCAAGGAUUAUGUUCGGUAGCGCUCUGUUCUGUGCCUGCGUCAUGCUCGUGAUCAUCACGGGGGCGAUCAGCAACUGGCCCUCGCAGAGCGAGCUUGAAGGAGAAGAUGCCAGCCCACCGGCGGUCCACGACAGCCGAGCCGCCGUGGCCACCGACGGCCCGAUACAAGGCGCGAAGGUCACGGCAUCGGCAUUGGAAGGCAAGGCAAAACGACGUCGCGCCAAAAGCAACCGACCAACGCCGUUCAUCAAAGCGAACUGCGACCGGUUCUCGUUCACCUAUUGUUCCGGAGGCGGAGCUCGGCGGCACUACUACGACUGGACCAUCGGAACGUGCGUAUCCACUCCGCAUGCCGGACCACUGUUGUGCAACCGAGGACGCAACCGGUUCGCUUCUCUUGAGCACUGCCGGCGCAGCUGCAUGGCAAGAAAGCCCCCUUCCAGGCAGUGUUCCAUGCCGGCGUCUUUCACUGUUUGCUCGAGAGGAAUCGAGACCCCGCUUGUGGCAUUUGCAUUAUGUCAUCCCUGA